Otolemur garnettii (small-eared galago) is the source of this 2597-nucleotide messenger RNA. RefSeq names its product RNA binding motif protein 28 (gene RBM28). NCBI's taxonomy places the organism in Eukaryota, Metazoa, Chordata, Mammalia, Primates, Galagidae. The record is from RefSeq and is a predicted model, not a curated record. The transcript has 19 exons. Bases 67 to 2355 code for a protein of 762 amino acids. Gene Ontology annotation, molecular function: RNA binding.
GUGGUCCUGCUAAAGCAGUUUUUCGGCUCCCUUCCAUCGACCCGCUUAGCUCGCACCCUCGCUCGCAUGGCCGGCUUGACCCUGUUUGUGGGUGGUCUCCCCUCCUCCGCCCGCAGUGAGCAGCUAGAGCAGCUGUUCAGUCAGGUGGGGCCGGUGAAGCAGUGCUUCGUGGUGACUGAGAAAGGGAGUAAGGCAUGUAGAGGCUUUGGGUAUGUCACUUUUUCUAUGCUGGAAGAUGUUCAGAGGGCCCUCAAGGAGAUUACCACCUUUGAAGACUGCAAGAUCAAUGUGACUGUUGCCAAGAAAAAACUGAGGGACAAGGCAAAGGAAAAAGGGAAAAAUGAAAAUCCAGAGUUCUCAAAGAAGGACUUGAAGCCUAAAAAAGCUAAAGUGGCAGAUAAGAAAGCCAGAUUAAUUAUUCGGAACUUAAGCUUUAAGUGUUCAGAAAUUGACUUGAAGACAGUAUUUGCUCAAUUUGGAGCUGUCCUGGAAGUAAAUAUCCCUAGGAAACCAGAUGGAAAGAUGCGUGGUUUUGCUUUUGUUCAGUUCAAAAACCUCCUAGAAGCAGGUAAAGCUCUCAAAAGCAUGAACAUGAAAGAAAUAAAAGGGCGGACAGUGGCUGUAGAUUGGGCUGUUGCAAAGGAUAAAUAUAAAGAUACUCAGUCUCUUUCUGCCCCAGGUGAGGAAAAGAGCCAUGAACCUAAACCUCAGUUAUCAGUUAAAAAGAAUAGUGGGGAGAAAGAGGAUAUGGAAAAGGAAGAAGAAGAUGAUGAAGAAGAAGAUGAUGUUGAAGUUGAUGGUGAUGAUGACGAUGAUGAUGACAGUGACAGCAAUGAAGAGGAGGAGGAUAAAGACUCAAAGGUGACAAAGACUGUGCAGAUGCAAAAGAGAGCAAUCAAGAGAGCACCUCCGGCAGAAAGCAGUGAAGAAGACCAUUCUGAUGAGGACUUGGAGGAAAGAGUUAGUAUUGGUGAUGAAGAGGAACUGGCUCAGAGUGAUGCUAGCACUGAGGCACAAGAGGAUGAAGAUGUGGAAGUCUCAAGGAAAAAGAAAAAGAAAUUACCAUCUGAUGUGAAUGAAGGAAAAACUGUUUUUAUCAGAAAUCUGUCUUUUGACUCAGAAGAAGAAGACCUUGGGGAACUCCUCCAGCAGUUUGGAGAUCUUAAAUAUGUCCGAAUUGUGUCGCAUCCAGACACAGAGCAUUCUAAAGGUUGUGCAUUUGCCCAGUUCAUGACUCAAGAAGCAGCUCAGAAAUGCCUUAGUGCUGCUUCUGCAGAGAAUGAGGGUGGUGGGCUUAAAUUGGAUGGCCGGCAGCUCAAGAUUGACUUGGCAGUAACCCGUGAUGAGGCUGCAAAGCUUCAGACAAAGAAAGUGAAGAAGCCAACAGGAACCCGGAACCUCUACCUGGCCCGAGAAGGCUUGAUUCGUGCUGGGACGAAGGCUGCAGAGGGUGUGAGUGCCGCAGAUAUGGCCAAAAGAGAACGGUUUGAGCUGCUAAAGCAUCAGAAACUCAAGGACCAGAAUAUCUUUGUCUCCCAGACCAGACUCUGUCUGCACAAUCUCCCAAAGGCACUGGAUGACAGACAACUCAGAAAGCUGCUACUAGAUGCUACAAGAGGGGAGAAGGGGGUGCGCAUCAAGGAGUGUAGGGUAAUGCGAGACCUUAAAGGAGUUCAUGGGAACACAAAGGGUCAGUCCCUGGGCUAUGCCUUUGCAGACUUCCAGGAGCACGAGCAUGCCCUCCGAGCCCUCCGCCAUAUCAACAACAACCCAGAAAUCUUUGGGCCUCAGAAGAGACCAAUAGUGGAAUUCUCUUUGGAAGAUCGAAGGAAACUUAAAAUAAAGGAACUAAGGAUCCAGCGCAGCCUGCAAAAAAUGAAAUCCAAGCCUGCAACCAGUGAGCCCCAGAAAGGCCAACCUAGGAAAGACCAGCAACAGAAGGCAGCUCAAAACCACACAAAGGAACAAAGCAAGCCUCCCCCAGAGCAGAAGGGGAAGGCAGGCUCCACCUCAUGGGCGGGGUUCCAGACCAGGGCUGAAGUGGAGCAGGUAGAGCUGCCUGAUGGAAAGAAGAGAAGAAAGAUCCUGGCACUCCCUUCACACCGGGGCCCCAAGAUCAGGUUGCGGGACAAAGGUAAAAUGAAAUCCCUCCCCCCCAAAAAGCCAAAGCUCCAGAAAAACCAGUGGAGGCAAGAGAAACAGCAAUUAUCUUCCAAGCAGGUACCUAAGAAAAAAGCUAAAGGAAAUAAGACAGAAACCCGCUUCAACCAGCUGGUUGAACAAUAUAAGCAGAAAUUGUUGGGACCUUCUAAAGGUGCACCUCUUGCAAAAAGGAGCAAAUGGUUUGAUAGUUGAUAGUGCCAGCAGACUGGCUAAGAAGCCAGGUUGUGUACUUUUUGAUGAUGCUCCCAAGUUCAUUCCUACUCCCCGUGUCUUCUAAAGGAAAGAAAAUCCCUGAGGGCACUGUUACUCUGUUAGGAGGCUCCCUGAGCUAUGCACAUCUGAGCUUUGGUCCCUCCUCAGUGUGUGGUUGGUUAGCCACAAAGGGAAAUGUCCAAAAAACAUCAUGAUGCUUCUUACACAUUAUCCAAAUUAUU